This is a messenger RNA of Priceomyces carsonii, 213 nucleotides long. RefSeq lists its product as uncharacterized. The transcript has a single exon. NCBI's taxonomy places the organism in Eukaryota, Fungi, Ascomycota, Pichiomycetes, Serinales, Debaryomycetaceae. The record is from RefSeq and is a predicted model, not a curated record. Bases 1 to 213 code for a protein of 70 amino acids.
AUGAGAAACUCAAUGAAUGCCGAUGAUGUUGAAGUAAGAAAGCCGCAAAAUAAUUCUCAAAAAGAUAACCGGAAACAAAACGAAUCUUCCGAGACUCUCUCAGUCUACGCAUUUCUUGUAUUGGCACUGGUCCAGUACAGCUUAAGGUUCACAAAAUAUGAAGAAUGCUCUCAGAUGUACAAAUGCAAGGUUAUCACCUUCAGUAGAGCUUAG